Molecule: messenger RNA, 1008 nt
Organism: Eimeria mitis
Lineage: Eukaryota; Apicomplexa; Conoidasida; Eucoccidiorida; Eimeriidae
Exons: 3
Coding region: 1-1008 (335 amino acids)
Source: RefSeq, a predicted model, not a curated record
AUGUCUCCAUCCGUUUCUCUAUCUUCAGGGGGCCCCCUGGCUGCUGUGUUUGCUGCUGGGGGCCCCCGUCAAGGGCCUCAGGAGGGCCCCUCCCCGGGGUCCAUCGGUGUUCCUAAGGAUGAUUCAUCUAGGGGGCCCCCCAGGGGCCCCCAUGGGGGCCCCCAUGGGGUCCCCCCUGGGGGGCCCCCUGGGGGGCCCCCUGAGGGGCCCCUGGAUGAGGGGGGGGCCCUUGAGGGGCCCCCCCCGUGGCUGUGGCCGGAGACUGUCUCCUUUGUGCUGCAGCAGCAACUCGGCCUGUCUCCUUCUGUCUUACCCUGCAACACAGCAAAAGCGAGCAGUCUCCUUCGUGCGUUACGUUUUAUAAAGCGGCUGCUGCAGGUGUUGCUGGAGAGUGGGGGCCCCCCCCCUCCCCAUACAACAAUACCCAGUGAUAAGAAGGGGAAGGGGGGCCCCCGGGGCCCCCAUAAGGGCCCCAUAGGGGGGGCCCCCGGGCUCCCCCCUGUACCCAGCAACCUGCUGUCUCCUCGUAUUAAAAAAACCAUAGAAAACUGCUACGCUUCUCUAGAAGAUGCUGAGGGGGGACUGUGGCUGGAGCUGGAGCAGCUGGAGGCGGAGGAGACACCUAGCUACCCCAGGGUUGCUGCUUAUAUAACAGAUAUCACAGCCAAGCUGAAGGCUUUGGCCCCCGGGUCUGCGGCGUUUAUACCUGGAGGGGUUCGUCUCGAUGAGGAGAUGGCUCCGGUGCACAUGUUGUUUGUGGUGUACAGACACCCCCACGACAGCAGCAGCAGCAGCAGCAGCAGCAGCAGCAGCAGCAGCAGCAGCAGCAGCAGCAGCAGGGUUGCAGCAGCAGAUAAAGGAACAGGAGACUAUCUAGAAACACAAACAAAUGCAAGGAGACAGUUUACUGUGGCUCUCAUCAACACCUCAGGGUUUGGCCACGAGUACCACGCAUUCGCUAUAGAGAAAUGCCCCUCACCAGGGUUUGAGGGGGGCCCCUGCUGCUAG